Amoebophrya sp. A120 is the source of this 3843-nucleotide messenger RNA. NCBI's taxonomy places the organism in Eukaryota, Dinophyceae, Syndiniales, Amoebophryaceae. The record is from the annotation of a GenBank genome assembly.
AGCUGCCGCACUGUUGCUGUCUUCAAAUAUCAAAAGCUGUCAACAACAACAAGCCUCGAUGGUGACGUAUGAAAACUGCAACAUGCCACGACACCUGGAUGGAUUGAAAGUUUGUGGUUUGCAUCUCGUCCGGUUCUGACCUGAACAAGAUUCGGAGCCGGCCCGUCCUCGCUGUUAUUUCUCCGAAAGCAGUUAAGAUGGAGAUUGAUGUAAGUAACCCUAGCUGCGCUUGAUUCCUACACUCAUGCUACCGUCUCUGAUCCUUUAGCAAUUGGUUCCAAGAAAAUGGCGCAGCAUUCCUUGUACUCGCCCUGCCGCGACUACUGGGAUCUGGAGGAGCUAAUAAGCGAGGAGGAGUUGAUUCCCUGCGAAACGAAUCACCCUCUGUACCAUGCGGCACACCUCCUAGAAGGCGUCGGCAUGGCGCAACGGACCACCGGGAGUGCGGAAGAGCUCACCUUGCCCGCGGGGACGAAGCUGAAGCUACCUUUCUGGCUCGCGCAAGCGCUCAUCGGACUGACGCAGACGGACGCCGCGACGGGGCAAAUCAAGGGGACAGUACAAUUCGAAGCGCCGAACCAGUACUGCGACUCGCUCGUGUACAGUCUCGCGAGUGACCCGUCCAAAGUCCACCUGCGGAAUUUUUCGCCCUUCUACUUCGAAAUCGGGUCAAGGAUGGCGUUCGUGUAUAGAUAGAAGCAGUGUGUUUGUGAAUUGAUAGAUUGAUAUGUUUUCAUCUACGUCACAAGAACUUAGUUGCGGUGGGGCAUAGAUAGGUUAUUGGUUGCUUCGUUGAUUUUUGAGGAACUAAGACUUAAUGCAGCAUGUUGUCGUAACUGAUACAAAUUAAUACUUCAUUUUCAGGUUCCAUCGAUACAACGUGCAGCUUCCCCUGGAUGUGGAACGAAUGGCGUGGCCGCGGCUGCGCAACCAGCUCUUCAGCGCCGCGAAAGCAAGAUGGAAUGCGACGAUCACCAUGCUCGGGCGCAAGGGCGUGGCGGAGCACGUGGAUCCAUUGUACGUGCAAAUGCUCACGUACGUGGAGGAAAACCUGUUUUUCGGGAUUCGCGAGGCAGAACUGGCCAUCACUGAAAUAUUCAACGUGAUGAAAUCCGACGAGGACAGUAAGUAUCAACUGUAAAAAUGUCUGGGUCUGGAAGAAUUCAUGUUUGUCAUGCUUGUCUGGCAUGACUCUUACAUCUGUCAUGCACGUUACCUAAGAGCUCCGUUUUUCUGUGAUGCAGAAGCGCAGUUUGUCAUGCAGAACAGGCAACACCUAGGAGCUCAGAAACUUGUCAUGCUGAGUCAGGAUUUGUAGCCUCAUCAUGAGACGCCACCCAGCAUCACAAGUUUCCAGACAUCCAGGGAUUUUUACUUUUGAUAGCAAGAGCAAAAAAAUACGGAGGAUAGAGUGACGUCGAGGGUGCGAAAGUACAUAGAAUUACAGCUUGGGCACCUGUUAAAUAAGCGGCCGCGUAAGCUCUUUGUACUUGGUGCGUAUUUCGCGUCUCGGAUAAUUUCACGAACAGUGCAGUGCACACCCUGAAACUUUCCCCAGGGUCGCAAUAUUUGGCAGCUUUCGCGCCCGCCGGUCGCAAGAACAAAAGCGGGCCAGCGAUCCAUCGUGGGUUGGCGCAGCUUUUGUGGCAGCGCCUUUCCCGCGGAUCAAACGGGCGCGCGAACGCGAUCGCGUGGGCGACGCCUCUGGCACUCCGGGCCGGGUUGGGGAGGAGGUAGGAGGACGGCGGGCCAAGCCGCUCCGAGAACGCGUUCUCGAGCCGAUUUGGCCGGGGGGCGCAGGCGUUCUCGAGCCGGUUUGGUCGCUCGCGGAUGGGCCAGAGGUCGGAGCGGCCGAAGUCGGCCCGGAGUGGCGGUUUGGUCGGGAAGCGAUGGGGCCCGGCACGCCGGGCCGGGUUGGGGACGAGGCGGGAGGGCGGCGGGUCAGUUCGGAUGGGCGUCUGGCUCUGGCACUUCGGGCCGGGUUGGAGAGGGCGACCAAAUCGGCGUGAGGUCGCGUUCUCGAGCCGGUUUGGUGGGGCUGCUGACCAAAUCGUCCCGAGAUCGCGGCCUCGAGCCGAUUUGGUCGGCCGCGGGUGGACGGGUUGGAGAGGCCGAUGACCAAAUCGUCCCCAGAUCGCGAUCUCGAGCCGAUUUGGUCGGCCGCGGGUGGACGGGUUGGAGAGGCCGAUGGCCAAAUCGUCCCAAGAUCGCGGUCUCGAGCCGAUUUGGUCGGCCGCGGAUGGACGGGUUGGAGAGGCCGUUGUCCAAAUCGUCCCGAGAUCGCGAUCUCGGUCCGAUUUGGUCGGCCGCGGAUGGACGGGUUGGAGAGGCCGAUGACCAAAUAUUCAACGUGAUGAAAUCCGACGAGGACAGUAAGAGCAAAAAAAUACGGAGGAUAGAGUGACGAGAGUCUUUCCCAACAACUACCCACCCGGGAGUUGAGAACAGGGGACUUUAGAUGUGCUGGGAGAAUAGCUCCUUAUGUGUGAACGUGGUGUCGCCGGAACUGUGAUUGGUCGCAUAGGCAUGAUUGUCUCUGACAAAACUGAACAACAGGUGCACCACAAGGCAUACUUUUGAGUUUUAAUUUCUGCGACCCGGUCCUUCUAGAUGAUGCCAGAGAUGAUCUUUGAUCAACUUCGUGAAUCCCACCUGCCGGCACCCUGGUGCCCCUGGCUGCAUUGGUUUCGCUGCAGCUUCUCUGCUACUUUCUGAGAUUUUGUUAUCAAGUUGGGUGUGUCUUCGGGGUUUUGGUGCAACGUUUGUGGCUUCUAAACCCUAGGACGCAGCUUUUCUUCUUCGGGGUUUUGGUGUAAAUUUUGUUGCUUCUAAACCCUAAGACGCAGCUUCUGUGCUACUUUCUCAGGGUUUUGUAUAAAAUUGCUUGCUUCCGCCUCCCUCUUUGCAGAACCUCGGAAGCCGUGCGCGCCCAUGAGCUGCGCCCGCCGGGAGCGGGGCCGGCCCCGUUGUCGUUUUGUUGUGCGUGCCCGCGCGCGCUUUUUAGCCACGGGGGCGGGCACAUGUUUGGCGCCGGCUGAGUAAGGGUGGGCGGGCGCGCAGCGUCUUAAAACGGCAGCGGUUGCGUGUUUUCGCCCGUCGCAGUGUGGCUCCUUGCAUGCUCUACAGCGAACAGCCGCCGGAUGGCUGUUGGGCGUGUCGCUGGGUAAAGGUGUUGCGCUUUGCAUGGCCCACAACAAAUUCCCUGCUGCCAACCAAUCUCUGAAAUCUUCAACGUGAUGAAAUCCGACGAGGACAGUAUAUGGCGUUCUCAAAUGUUACAUUCUCAACUGUUACAUGAUUUGUCAUGCAAAAACACUACCACUCUUAACACGAUCAAGCCUUCUCCGCAUGACAACCUCUCGAUGCGCUAGAUAGCAUUAUAAUCUGCUCCACACCUGUAAUGCAAAAGGCGCAAUGUUUUCCCUUUCACUUUGCCAUUCUUGCAUUACAAAUUUCAUGUAACAGUUGAGAAUGUAACGUUUGAGAACGCCAUACAGUAAAAGCAAAAAAAUACGGAGGAUAGAGUGACGAGGGUGCGAAAGUACAUAGAAUCUAAGUAGAACUACUUCAUCCUGCCCCCGCGGCCGAUGGCGUGGUCCUCCUGUUUCGUAAAUGAACACUAUGUAUCCGCCAUAAUUGCAGUGCGGUUGCCGGUUUCCAUUUCCUGCUUCAUCGGUCCUCUCGUCCAGGAGCUGCUCGCAUUCAUUCACUUGCCCGAGGGUUGUAACUGAGUACCUUCAAGCAAAUCCUGGGGGCUAAGUACGUUUUUCGGAACGACGGUCCACUUGUUUUACUGCGCAGUCUUGGCGGGAAGGAAAAGGAUGACUGUUUUUGAGGUUCAGU